This is a messenger RNA of Dissoconium aciculare CBS 342.82, 727 nucleotides long. RefSeq lists its product as uncharacterized. The record is from RefSeq and is a predicted model, not a curated record. The coding region runs from base 1 to 432 and encodes 143 amino acids. NCBI's taxonomy places the organism in Eukaryota, Fungi, Ascomycota, Dothideomycetes, Mycosphaerellales, Dissoconiaceae. The transcript has a single exon.
AUGUCCUUACAAGGGAAAGUUACGUUGAUCAUAGGGGUUGACCUCGACAACGGAGCCCAUCGAGCUCAAUCAUUUGCAAAUCAAGGCGCAUCAUUUGCUCUUCACUACUACUCUACUCAUAAUCUGGCAAACAUCCAACGACUGGGAGCUGGGCUACGUACGCUCUGUCCGAACAGCAGGAUCACCUUCCAUGAGAGUGAUCUUGAGUCAGCCAGUGAUAUCAAGGCAAUGUUCCAAGACGUGGUCGCACACCAUGGUGAGAUUGAAUACGUCAGCACUCCAGAUGGCGGUGUUACCACCCGGCCAGAGAGCGUCCCAGCCGGAUCGAAUCACCACGAUAUGUUCUGGUACAGAGUCUUCCUUUAUCAACAAGCCAAGGCGGCAGAGCGCAGACACGCGGAUUUCUUGCUCAACAUAUCAUUGGCAGGCUGAGACUGCUCCGCGACUACAGCAAUGAUCCUGCAGUCUGAAACCUUGAUUCGAAACAUUGCCGAUCCUGAGCACCAACAUCGCACGCUGCGGACCGCAUUUUGCCAUACCAGUCGCAUACAGUACGAUCACGGCCAGAGAACCAUUUGGAUGGAAGGCAGCGACCUCCAAAGUUAUGGACAGCCUUUCAGGGUCGGAACACAUGCUUCCGAACAAUAUAUGAGCUCCUCCUCAUGUUCGGAUAGACCUCUUGUUUUUGUAUCGUUGGGUUUAGCCUUGAGCCCAGUCGAUGAGAAGU